This is a messenger RNA of Camelus dromedarius (Arabian camel), 5537 nucleotides long. RefSeq names its product F-box protein 40 (gene FBXO40). Gene Ontology annotation, cellular component: cytoplasm. The transcript has 5 exons. Bases 223 to 2355 code for a protein of 710 amino acids. NCBI's taxonomy places the organism in Eukaryota, Metazoa, Chordata, Mammalia, Artiodactyla, Camelidae. The record is from RefSeq and is a predicted model, not a curated record. Gene Ontology annotation, molecular function: zinc ion binding; ubiquitin protein ligase activity; protein binding.
UUGCCUUCCGGCUUCCCCUGCUAACUGCCACUCCAGCAGAGCCCGAGUGUUGAUAAAUACAGGGGGAAGAAAGAAUCACAGAACUCUGUCCUCUGCUGCAGCUGCCUGCACGCCAGCCUCCUCCGGCAAUCGGCUUGCUCACAGUCAAGGGACGCAGGUGCAGCAGAUGCUGACUCAGCCCGUGCCGUUAAGAGUUACAAAGCAAGCCGAAAUUUGGAAGCUAUGGGCCGGGCACGCAGGCCUCCCCCAGGGCAGCACAGGCACUGUGAGAGAUGCUUCAACCGGCACUGCCAUGUUCCUGUGGAGCCCACUGUCUCCUGCCCGGUGAUAAGCUGCCGCCUGUCCUGUGGCGCUACCUUCCACAUGUGCAAAGAGGAAGAGCACGAGCUCCUCUGCCCUUUAGAGCAGGUUCCGUGCCUCAACUCCGAAUACGGCUGCCCCCUUUCCAUGUCCCGCCACAAGCUGGCCAAGCACCUGCACGUGUGCCCCGCCAGCGUGGUCUGCUGCUCUAUGGAGUGGAACCGCUGGCCGAACGUGGACUCCGAAACAGCCCUUCAUGAGAACAUCAUGAAAGAGACCCCCAGUGAGGAGUGUUUGGACACCGCCCUGGCCCUCCAGGACCAGAAGGCCCUUUUCAGAUCUUUGAAAAUGGUAGAGCUUUUCCCAGAAACCAGAGAGCCCACUGAGGAGGAGCCUGCGACCAACGGUGAAUCCAGCUGGGAGGAAAUGGGAGGAGCGGUGGGUGGAGCAGAUGCCGGUUUGGUAACACACGGCUCCCUGGCAGCCAUGAAUGGAGAGGUGGCAGAGCCGAGCCAAGAAGAACGAGAGGUGUUAGCCAAAACCAAAGAAGGGAUGGACCUGGCCAAGUUUGACAAGUGGGAAAAUAUGUUCAGUAAAGAGCACGCGGCCUCUGCUUUAACAAGCACAUCGGCGAGCCUUGAGAGCAAGUGCAGGAACGGCCCAGAGAAAGAACAGGUUUCCAGCGGCAGUAACUCAGGAGAGGAGGGUGCUGCCAAGGGGAAAGAAUUACAGGGAAACCAGAAGCAGCAGGACUUUAAUGCAGCCGUGGAAAAGACAGGGCUUGCCCCUUGGCAGGAUGGCGUUCUGGAAAGGCUGAAGACAGCUGUGGAUGCAAAGGACUAUAAUAUGUACCUGGUGCACAAUGGGAGGAUGCUUAUUCACUUUGGUCAGAUGCCUGCUUGUACACCUAAAGAGAGAGACUUUGUUUAUGGCAAACUUGAGGCUCAGGAAGUGAAGACUGUUUAUACCUUCAGGGUUCCUUGGAGUUACUGUGGGAAGCGGGCUCGCCUCGGAGAUGCCAUGCUGAGUUGUAGGCCAAGUGAACACAAGGCCGUAGAUACUUCUGAUUUAGGGAUCACUGUGGAGGACCUGCCCAAAUCAGAUCUCAUCAAGACCACCCUCCUGUGUGCUUUGGAAAGAGAACUCAAAGGCCAUGUCAUCUCUGAAUCCAGAAGCAUUGAUGGACUGUUCAUGGAUUUUGCUACACAGACAUACAGUUUUGAGCCAGAACAGUUUUCCUCUGGCACAGUGCUGGCUGACCUCCUGACCACUGCCAACCUGAACGGUCUCCACGUGGAGCUCCACAGUGAGUGUGUGACCAGGAGACACAACAAGAGCAGCUCUGCCUUCACUUUCAUUUGCAACAAAUUCUUCAGGAGGGAUGAAUUCCCCCUACACUUCAAGAAUGUUCACACAGACAUUCAGUCAUGUCUCAAUGGCUGGUUCCAGCAUCGAUGCCCCCUUGCCUACUUGGGAUGUACCUUUAUUCAAAACCAUUUCCGUCCCCCAGGGCAAAAGGCAAAAGUGAUCUAUAGUCAGGAGCUCAAGACCUUUGCCAUCAAGCCGGACGUUGCUUCAGAGCUGAGUGAGAGAAGAAAGAAUAACCGUCUCUCAGGCCGCGAAGGAAAAAGCCAGAAUUCUCUAACCAGCCUGCCCCUGGAGAUUUUGCAGUACAUUGCUGGGUUCUUGGACAGCAUCAGUCUGUCCCAGCUCUCCCAGGUGUCUGUGCUGAUGAGGAAUAUCUGUGCCACUUUGUUACAAGAGAGAGGGAUGGUCCUCCUGCAGUGGAAGAAAAAGAGGUAUUCCCAUGGAGGAACCUCCUGGAGAGUUCACAGAAAGAUCUGGCAGUUCAGCAGCCUCUUCUCCAAAAUCAAGAGCUGGGAGUUUAAUGACGUCGCCUCCAUGUCUGAGCACCUGAAGACCUGUCCUUUCAAUGUUGUAGAACACAAGACUGAGCCGAUUCUUUUGACCAGCAUGUGUCAGCCCCAUGAAAAGGCCCGGGAGAGCUUAGUCACCACCUUUAAAGCCAGACCACGGGGAAGAUACACCUACUAAAGACUCAGAACCUCCAUUCUUGGUUUCCCACUCCGCAUUACUACAAGCACAGUGUGGUUUGGAGGCCUUCCUUCUGUAAGCUGCAAAUGUACUUACCUGGGUGUUUCAGAGCAUGCGAUGUCCUUCAAAACCUGAACACUUGCACAAGUUCUAAGAAUUUCCUAAGCCAUGGCUUGUAGAAUUGCUGUAGUGCCAUACUGAUAACAUAUUUCCUCCCCACCUACCUUUUUUUUUCCCUAAAAUUAAUCAGUCUGAGGAGUAUAUAGGUAACUUGAGGCCAUUUGGAAGAUGAGCCCAAGCCCUUAGGAGAUGAGAGAGUAGUGGUUAUGGAAUAGCAACACCAGCACAGGCCUGUGCUUUAGUGGAGAGCUUUUCAGUUGAUAAGCACUUUCAGUGAUGUGGGGCCAGCAAUGUAGGGAAGGGACGGAGGUGCCUCCCAGGGCACCCAGGGUGACGGCACAGAAUGAAGGUUCUGGAGCUGAGGUUGUCUCGACAGCCAAGUCCAGUUCUCCUAGUUGCCCCACUACCUCUAAGCCUAGACAGUCCCCACACAGCCUGAUGCCAGAGACCUUGGCUGGGCACAGCAGCCUCGAGGACACCACAGGCCAGCAACGAGAGGCAGAAAUGAGGUCAUAGAGUUUGCUGUGUAGAAUCUUGGCAACAUAGAGAAGGACAGCCUUGAAAAGUGAAGAAGAAUCCGAAGAAUAUACAUUAUUUAUGGAGAAAAUUAGGACAAAAUGUCACAGUCUUACUUUUAAACAUGUUAAUAGCGGCUUAAGAGUCAAGGUUCUUUUCCUCUGAGCAUUAUAUUCUAGGUCUGGAUAGGGGAGAGCACAGGCAUGGGCCGGCACCACCCUGGACUAUGUGAAACGAUCUCAGGACACGGGGUGGCCCAAGGAGACCGCGCAUUUGGACAAGCCCAGGCGAGGCCCGUGGCAGCGCCUGUGCUACCAGUCGCCGGGCGCUGGACACCACUUGGCUACCCCUUUGGGGAUCUUGGGGAGGAAGGCAGCUGAACAUAGAGAUUCCCUGUAACUGCCCUACUAUUGCUGGUCACGACUCCAUUCUGUCAAAAAUGUGUGACACUUCCGGCUUUUGAUACCAAACAGUCAAUACAUAUAAGAACAAAAGUAAAGUAAAAAUACACAGUAGAAACUAGAAUCCCCUAAAGCAGGGUUUCUUGGAACUAUUGACAUUUCGGAUCGGAUAAUUCUGUCAUAAGGGACUGUCCUGUGUGUUAUAGGAUGUUUAGCAAUAUCCUUGACCUCUGUCCAAAAGAUACCAGUACCACCCCCGCAGCUGUAACAGCCAAAAAUGUUUCCAGACAUUGCCAAAUAUUCUCUUGGAGCAAAAUCACUCCUGGUUGAGAACCACUGCCCUGAAGAAUAAACUUACUGCCAAUGGCAGUAAGUUAGGAUAAGCUUUUUAGUACAGCAAAAUCUUAUCUCACAUAGUUAUCUACAAUGUCUUGAUUUCAUGCAACUCUUCUUUAUUUACUAAAUAGGUUUUAGACACAUGGUGAUUUCAAGUUGGGAACCAAAUGGAGCUAGUUUGUUUGCUGUGGCUUCGUGUCCUUGGGUCCACGUGCAAAAGUAUAUCCUUUCAGCUCUCCAGGUGUAGCUGAAGCCAGGAAGAUUGGGCUAUAUAUCUUGUGUUUAUAUCCCUCUCACCUUACUUGGUGCCAUUUUCCUAGCAGUCCUCAAGCAAGUGAGAAAGAAGGGAAAAGGAGGAUGGACAUUGUGGGGAAGCAGAGAACAAAAAGAAUUUAGCCAACAACAACAAAAACAGUGCAGUCAGUAUGACUGUCCGUUAAUGCCUGAGUCUCUCUCUGAACAUGGUCCAGAGCUGGUGUAGAUGAAGUAGGUGAUACCUCUGAGAGGUCAAGAAGGCAUUAGAACUAGAAGCUGAUGCAACAUUGUAAACUGACUAUACUUCAAUUGAAAAAAAAAAAAAAAAGAAAGGCAUUAGAGCAAGUCCCAGAGUAGAAAGAUGCUACUUUCAUUAUAAUGUGCCACUUGGUACUAUUCGGUAAUUUAAUUCUAUUUUUCCUAAUCCUUAUUGUUUGGUUUACACUUCACAUUGUAUAUAAGGCACUGUUUUCUAAAAAUAUAACUAGAGUGUAAGCUACAAUUUUAUUCAGUGAAGAUGAGCAACUGGAACAACCAAACACUGAAAUGGAAAAAGAAGGGAGAGUUCUCCAGGGAUCUGUUCCAUGUGUUUUGAAUCUACUCCUAUCUAUAUGGAGAAAGAAAGCUCCGAAAGUCCAUUCUGGGUUUCUUAUUUUAGUAGAAAAAGAGGGAAUGGGGAGCUAAAUAGUAAAGGAGAUGAAAAUCCAGGGCUACCAUAAGCUGGAUGAGAAUUAUAGAGAAAGGAAGAGAGCAGAGAGCUCGUUCUUGACAGUCUGGGCAGCCCAGGGUUCAGGAGGACAAUCAGGAGAGUGACCACACUGCUCUGUGGGCCCCACACUUCUAGUCACACUUUGCUUUCCCAGUUGCUGCCUUCAGUGCAAUAUUGAGUUGAUUAACAUCAUCAAACACAUUUUGUAAGAUAUCUAAUUGUAUAUGUUGCAGAAAACCUGGGUAGAUCAGGUAUCCACUGGUCUACACAAACAAGCACAUUUUAUGGUGAGAGGGCAGUUAGAACAAUAGGGAAGCCUUUUAGAAAGAUGGUAGAUUAGACGGAAGAUGAUCUGCUUAGUGAGACGAGGCUGUAGUGAGCAGCAAGCAUUAUCUGACAGAGGCAAGAGAGCUAGACACAGCUUUGGAUUGAGAAGCAGCUGCGGGGAGUGAAAAGAGACUGUGUACCCAAGAAUGGAGCCUGGACAGGGAGGUGGCCAUGAGCAGAGCCCUUGAAGGGUAUCACUGCCAAGAAAGUCAGUCCAAGUAGAGAUCAGCCGAACGUGGAGGGUGAGGUCUGAAGAACUGAGGCAGAAAGGACUUUGUUGCCUUAAUAGUACAGGGAUCUGGAAAGGAAACUUUUGUGUUAUAAUGAAGGGAAAAGUGAAAAGCAAGGUGGAACUUGGAGAUAUAGUAGUAAAACCACUGCAAAAGUGUGUUCUAUGUGUGAUGUCAAAUCAAACUGAAGUGAAGAAUGAGAUUGUGUAUACCUAGGGUAACUUACCUCUGUACACUGGGAAUACCAAUGUCUCUAUAAAAAGAAAUAAAAGCUGCUUUGCACUCUGA